Messenger RNA from Balaenoptera musculus (blue whale), 1291 nucleotides. It is a transcript of the gene PSMC3IP, whose product is annotated as PSMC3 interacting protein. Gene Ontology annotation, cellular component: DNA recombinase auxiliary factor complex; condensed nuclear chromosome. Gene Ontology annotation, molecular function: double-stranded DNA binding; recombinase activator activity. The transcript is spliced from 8 exons. Bases 30 to 683 code for a protein of 217 amino acids. The record is from RefSeq and is a predicted model, not a curated record. Lineage: Eukaryota; Metazoa; Chordata; Mammalia; Artiodactyla; Balaenopteridae. Gene Ontology annotation, biological process: homologous chromosome pairing at meiosis; meiotic joint molecule formation; meiotic strand invasion involved in reciprocal meiotic recombination.
GCUUUCGGAGUUCGGUGGCGGUAAAGGACAUGAGUAAAGGCCGGGCGGAAGCCGUGGCGGGAGCCUCCGGGAUCCUGCUGAGGUACCUACAGGAGCAGAACCGGCCCUACAGCGCCCAGGACGUGUUCGGGAACCUGCAGCGGGAACACGGACUGGGCAAGGCGGCGGUGGUGAAGGCGCUGGACCAGCUGGCCCAACAAGGCAAGAUCAAAGAGAAGAUGUACGGCAAGCAGAAGAUAUACUUUGCUGACCAGGAACAAUUUGACAUGGUUAGUGAUGCCGACCUCCAAGCCCUGGAUGCCAAAAUCGUGGCCCUCACUGCUAAGGUGCAGAGCUUGCAGCAGAGCUGCCGCCACACGGAGGCUGAGCUGAAGGAGUUAACUAGUGCCCUGACCACACCGGAGAUGCAGAAAGAGAUCCAGGAGUUAAAGAAGGAAUGUGCUGGCUACACAGAGAGACUGAAGACCAUCAAAGCGGCCACCAACCACGUGACUCCAGAAGAGAAAGAGCAGGUGUACAGAGAGAGGCAGAGGUACUGCAAGGAGUGGAGGAAGCGCAAGAGGAUGGCAACAGAGCUGUCUGAUGCAAUCCUUGAAGGAUACCCCAAGAGCAAGAAGCAGUUUUUUGAGGAAGUUGGGAUAGAGACAGAUGAAGAUUACAACCUCAAGCUCCCAGAUCCCUGAGGCCCUCCGGCAGGCCUGGGAACGGAGAUGUCCUGGCCUGGCUGCCUUGUUUAGGUCAGCUUUGUUGUUGUUCCUGCUGCUGGCCACUUUUGAGCACACACCAAAGUGCUGGGUGGAGCACUGGUGGCCCGGGGAGGAUGGUUUCACUCAUUUCAUCACCCACAUUUUGACUGCCUGAACUUAACAGUUAGAUGGGGAACAAUGCAAAAGGAAAGCAUUUGGCAAUAUUUAUUGUAAUAUAAUUUGAUAUAAAAAUAUUUAAUUUCCUCUGGAUAAUCAAACCUCCCAGAUAUCAAACCUGAGGAAGGCAAAAGAGAGCUUGGGGGACAAGGGCAGAGAGAGGCUACUAUACACAGCAUUCAAGGAGCCCAGGGCCUCACCCAGGACUCUCCUGGGCUCUACACUCCAGGAGACCUUUAGAAAAUCUUCUCUACCCACCUUCACCCCACCCCAAGUCCUGGGAGAAAUGCAGGCAGCCCUGAGAUGGUAGAGACCCAGAUACACUUGACAGAAAGCCUGCGAGUGGUCUUGAGGCCAAUUUUCCAAAAUUGUAACUUUAGCAAAAUUGCAUUGUUGGUGUUUAGAAAAAUUAAAAAAUUUAAUACGUA